Molecule: messenger RNA, 1593 nt
Organism: Physella acuta
Lineage: Eukaryota; Metazoa; Mollusca; Gastropoda; Physidae
Product: adenosine deaminase AGSA-like
Biological process (GO): inosine biosynthetic process; adenosine catabolic process
Molecular function (GO): adenosine deaminase activity
Source: RefSeq, a predicted model, not a curated record
UGUCCCCAAUCACCAAAUGCGUAACAUCGCUUUUGAUGUUGGUGGUUGUGACAGUACUGGUGACACCCAGCCCGAUUCCAACAGAUGAGUACAUGAACAUGAGGAACUCUCUCAUCUCUGAAGACGAAAACACGAGGAUUGGCUCUCAGCUGAAUCUAACGGAGGAGGAAAAGUUGGCUAACGCUGUGUUCAUGAAGGAAAAACGCACCAUGAUAGACGAGAGUAGAGACACCCCAAGUUUAUUUCUCCCAACAGCAAGCUUCUACCGCUCCAAGCAGUACAUUCAACAGACCAAACUCUACAAACUCAUUCAAAAGAUGCCCAAAGGCGCUGUACUGCAUAUCCACGACCUAUCAAUGGUCUGUGUUGAUUGGGUUGUAAACAACGCCACCUACCGGGAUAAUGUGUACAUGUGUGAAGCUAACCAAUCGCUCAAUUUUCGGAUUUUCAACGAAUCAGCCAUUGCUUCAGAUUGUGAAUGGAAGUUAUUGAGGACACUGAGAGCCUCAGAAAGUGACAUAAAAUCAUUUGAUGCUAAAAUAUGUCAGAACCUGACCUUGUUAUCCAGCGAUCCCUUCACGACUUUCGAAGACAACCAAGCGGCUUGGGUCCCGUUUCGCGCAUACUUUCACCAAAAGAUCCUCGGGCUGUUAACGUACACCCCUGUGUACAUAGACAUGGUUGUACAAACACUGGAAGAAUUCUAUCAAGACAAUGUGCAGUAUUUGGAGAUCCGUGGAGGCCCAAGCACGUUGUUUGAACUGAACGGCACAGUUCACGAUCUCGAGACCAGCGUGAACCUAAUCAAAGCUGCAGUUAAUGAGUUCAAGGACACACAUCCAGGUUUCACUGGCGUCAAGUGGAUCCUCGACGGUUCAAGAAGCGACCCUGUGGACGAGAUCCUGGAGCAGGUCAAGUCUACCAUGUCCCUACACCGGAAGUACCCAGAGUUUAUCAUCGGCUACGACAUGGCCGGCAACGAAGCUUUCUUCAACCCGAUAGUCCACUACAUCGAGGCGUUGCUCUACCCGUCCAGACAAAGCCCGCCCAACAGUUUACCUUAUUUCUUUCAUGCAGGGGAGACUAACUGGCAGGGUACUAAAACUGACAGAAAUAUAGUGGACGCCAUUUUGUUGAACACAACACGAAUCGGGCACGGAUACGCCAUAGGAAAACACCCCAGGCUGAUGGAGAUAGUGAAAGAAAGGGAUAUAGCUAUAGAGGUCCAGCCUAUAUCUAAUCAGGUGCUGAGGCUGGUCAGUGAUUUCAGAAACCAUCCAAUGGCGGCCCUCAUUGCCAACAACAUGCCCAUCGUCAUCAGCUCCGAUGACAUCACAUCGCUGGACUCUGGUCCCCUGUCGUUUGAUUUCUUCAUCACCUUUAUGACCAUGUCCAGUGAGGAUGCUGACCUAACACUGCUCAAACAACUGGCCAUCAACUCUAUCAAGUACAGCAGACUUAACUACGUCGAAAAACUUGAAGCCAUGGGGGUCUGGGAGUCGAACUGGGCCAAGUUCAUCAAGGACGUCAUAGCUGUUUAGCUGACAGACACUUGACGUCAUAGCUGUUUAACUGUCAGACAUGUGACGUCAU